Molecule: messenger RNA, 3290 nt
Organism: Colias croceus (clouded yellow)
Lineage: Eukaryota; Metazoa; Arthropoda; Insecta; Lepidoptera; Pieridae
Product: PAX3- and PAX7-binding protein 1
Exons: 16
Coding region: 180-2567 (795 amino acids)
Biological process (GO): mRNA splicing, via spliceosome
Cellular component (GO): nucleus
Molecular function (GO): DNA binding
Source: RefSeq, a predicted model, not a curated record
UAUGUCAAUUGUCAUUUAAAUUUGACGAAAUUUGACAUCUUUGUCUUUUGUGGCUUGGUCUGCAUUAUUACUGAUUUAAAAAAUUCAAAUAUGACUUACAAUUGAAAAAUUUGUUUCAAUUUUGUCUUUUCUUUUUGAUUUUCUAUAAGUGAAUUAAUCUUGUAUUUACUCGACCUAAAAUGUCGUUAUUUCGCAAGCCUAAAAGAAUUCAAAGACGCGUGUUUUGUGCUGACGACGAUGAAGAUGGUGAACCGGAGGCGCCGCCACCGCCAGUGAUUAGUAACAAAAAAGAAAACAAACCUGUAAAAACUCCGUCAUUGUUAAGUUUCGUCGACGAAGAGGAAGAUGGUGAAGUUUUUAAGGUAAAGAAGUCGUCACAAAGUAAGAGGUUGUCAAAACGCAGGGAAAAGGAGAAACGGGUACAUCCUGAGGGUGAUAAUAACAAAGUUGACAAUAAUGUGACUGAGGAAAAGGAAAUGGCACCAGACUUAAAGGAAGUCCCAAAGAGAAAGAAGAAGGUGACCCUCGAAGGGUUGAUACUCUCUGGUCGGGAAGCGCUAGCGGCUGACGGUGCGGGGGACAUAUCAGAAGAGAGUGCGAACGAAGAUGAGGAUAGUAGGGGAUUUCAUCAGUUCCGAGCCGAGUCCGUGCGCGCGGCGCUCGCGGUUGCCCCGGGACACAUACCGGACGCGGCGCUCAUCCACGCUGCGAGAAAAACGCGACAGCAGGCUCGAGAGCUUGGUGACUAUGUUCCAAUAAAGUCGGAAGGACGCGGGCCUCGGCUGAUACAUGAAGACGAUGAUGAUGAGGAUGAGGAAGACGGCAGGAUUCAGGUCAGGGGGCUGGAGCUGCCAAGCGAUAAGCCUAAACGCGGUACAGCAGCCAUCCCCGAUGAUGAGAUGAACAGCGAGGGUGAGGAGUGGGAGGAGCAGCAGAUGCAGAAGGCUGUUCCAUCAAUUGCGGAUAUAACUGGCGAAGGCUCCACAGAGCUGAACCCGUUCGCGGUGGCGCCUCCGCCCCCGCGGUUGGAGGCGCCUCAUCUGCGUCCACUCACUGAUGGGCCUCCGCCCGCCACUGCGCAAGAACUGGUGGAUGCUUUGAAUAAGAGACUAAACGAGCUCCGAACAGAGCGGCAGGCGACACUAAAAAAGCGUGAUGAAUGUAACGAGAAACUUCUAGAAGCGGCCAGAACACAAGAGUUGAGGACGGCUAAAUGCAAAGAAUUAGAUGCUGCUUAUAAAAGAGCGCAGGCUGUUAGAGGAUAUAUCACCGAUUUGAUCGAGUGCUUGGAUGAAAAGAUGCCGCAGCUAGAAGCGCUAGAAACUCGAGCGCUGCUACUGCACAAGCGUCGCUGCGAAUUCCUCGUCGAGAGACGAAGGGCAGAUGUUAGAGAUCAGGCGCAAGAUGUUUUGGCGUUGGCAGCGCGUCCGGGCGCCGCGAAGCCGGCGGACAGCGAGGAGAAGCGGCGGCGCUGCGCCGAGCGCGAGGGGCGGCGGCGCGCGCGGCGGCUGCGGCGCGAGGCGGCCGGCACCGCGCACCUGCACCGCGACGGGGACUCCAGCGACGACGACCUGCCGCCCGCCGACCUGCCGACCCGCCGCCAGGAGAUCGAAACGAUCCGCGAGCUGUCCGCGUCCCUGUUCGCGGACGCGCUGCCCGCGUGGCGCAGCGUGCGCGGCGUGUGCCGCUCGCUGGCCCGCUGGCGCCGCAAGCAUCCCGCGCUCUAUGGGGACGCGUACAUCGCCGACUGCCUGCCGAGGCUCCUAGCGCCUUAUGUGAGGCAUCAGCUGAUACUCUGGAACCCUUUGGCUGAUGAAGACAAUGAGGACUAUGAAAGGAUGGACUGGUACAAAUGCCUCAUGAUGUACGGCGUCCGCUCUGAGAAGAACGAAGAGGACUCAGAGGAGUCCUCCUCAGAGGAAGAGAGUGAGAUAGUUGUGAGUGAGGAUACAGUAAGGGAAGAUGUGGACCUGAUGCUGGUGCCAACUAUUGUUGAUAAGGUCCUGCUGCCCAAGGUCACAGAGCUAGUAGAGGUAGCGUGGGACCCGAUGUCCGUCCGCGCGUGUAUCCGUCUCCGCAACAUACUACUGCGCGCCGCGGAGUUACCCGUACAGACUUCGCUGAAGAAGCUCUCGGAGGCUGUGUCUUCGAGACUAUCUAGUGCCUUGAGCAAUGAUGUUUUCCUGCCCACUUUGCCGCCGCACGUGCUGGAGGGCGGCGGCAACCAGUUCUGGCGGCGCUGCGUGGGCGCGGGCGUGCGGCUGCUGCGGGCGGCGCUGUGCCUGUGCGCGCCGCCGCACCCGCUCGCUGGCCACCGCGCCGCUACAGCACUCAUCGAAACUCUCUGCUGCGGCGCGGGCGCAGGCGGUGGGCCCCAACUGAGCAGUGUGGCGGCUGCGCUUGCGCACACGUUGCCGCGCUCGGGGGAGCUGCGUGUGCGUGCGUUGAAACGACUCGCACAGUUGGCCAGAUUGGCACUGUCAAGGCUACAGGCGGAUAAUCCGCUGCAUUUGAAAGCAUUGGAACAAGCCAGAGCCGUGUUAGCGGAAGCAAAGGCGGUAGAAUGACAACGGUCGCAGAAAUAAUUCACGAGUAUAUCAAUAUACUCUCUCCAUAACUGAUUAUUAGGAAGAUUUAUAAAAAAAAACAUAGAAUGCACAUUAUUAUUGGCUGAUUAGUAAUAUCCUGUUAUUGCAAUAAUAAUUAUACACUUUAAAAUUUAAUAUAAAAAUUAAUUAACAUUCAUAGCCGGGAUGCAGGUUUUUGAUUAAAGAAAUAGAUGCGACGCGCAUUAUUGCCAAAAACCAUUAAAUUUGAAAGAAUAUCCUACUUUAUUAGGGCAAUUUAUCGAUUCUUGAAAAUAUAGUUGUUAUUUUUGCAUACUAUUUAAUGGAAUGCAAUGAUAUGUGUAGAAAGGAAAGUAUUGACUUCAUUUGUCUCUUUUUCACUCACGAUAAUUGAAUCAUGCCAUCUCACUUGGCCGGUUUGUGCGUUAGUGUGCCGUUUGGCGUUUUUGAAGAUCGAAUGUUGGGUUGGUAACACUUACCUACACCUUAUUACAAAUUAUAACAUCAUUGAUGGCAUCUGUAUUCUUUUAAUUGUAUAAUUUAUUUUUGUAUUGUGUCUUUUCUUACAUUAAAAAAUAUGUAAUUAUUAAACACCAAUAUAAGAAAAUAUAUUUUUCAUGGCGACAAUUGUUUCAAGAAUUGUGAUAUUUCCAGCAACAUUUCGAUUUGUAUAUGUUGUAAUGUAAUGCGAAUGAUGUAAGAAAUAAAUGAUGGGUUUUUAAA